Schistocerca nitens (vagrant locust) is the source of this 1007-nucleotide messenger RNA. Its product is annotated as GILT-like protein 1. The transcript has 6 exons. The record is from RefSeq and is a predicted model, not a curated record. The coding region runs from base 127 to 768 and encodes 213 amino acids. NCBI's taxonomy places the organism in Eukaryota, Metazoa, Arthropoda, Insecta, Orthoptera, Acrididae. Gene Ontology annotation, molecular function: oxidoreductase activity, acting on a sulfur group of donors, disulfide as acceptor.
CGUGAUACGGACACAGCAGUUCUGGUAGCAGCAGCGGACGUUUCCUUAACACCCGUCUACCAGUUGUACCGUUGUCUGGCGAGCCGCGAGUCCUUUGAGGGAUCCUAACGACAACUGUGUUUAAAAAUGCGCCCCGUGCACACUCUAGCAUUUCUGUGCCUGGUCGCAGCACUGGGCGGACAGGGCGUGAGCUCCUCGCCUGUGCUGGCGACCGUCUACUACGAGGCCAAGUGCCCUGACUCACGCGACUUCGUGGUCCAGCAGCUGCUGCCCGCCGUCCUUAGGGACCCGGAGCUGGUGCGGCCGGUGCUGAUUCCUUUCGGGAAGGCAACCGUCACCACGACCUCUAGCGGCUACGAGUUUAGUUGCCAGCACGGGCCGACGGAAUGUCUGGGCAACAAGCUACACGCGUGUGGCAUUGCACUGGCUGAGAGCAGAACGCUGCAGGUUUCGUACGCCGCGUGUAUGAUGAGCAACUACACCGACGUCGAGGCAGCUUCAGAAAAGUGUGCUGGCGAGUUGGGCCUGUCGUUCCCAACCAUUUCAGACUGCGCAAAUGGUCAGGCCGGCAAUGAACUCCUGAGGGCGUACGGGAACGUUACCAAUGACCUGAGUCCUGCGCUGACCUUUGUUCCUACAGUCACACUGAACGGGCUCAGAGGCAAUCAGACGGCCGUCUUGGGUGACUUCUGGGAACAAGUCGUUGAAACGUCCUUAGAAACAAAGUCGGAGAGUAGGCGCUCCGGCGGUACAGACGGCGGCUACUAGAGUCGUGGCAGCCGCCGCCUGCGUGGCCCCUGGAGCCUGCGUGGCUGCCAUCCCGCCUGGCUCUGUCUGCCACCUCUCCAGCAGGCUCACACCGACACCCGCUGAGGAGCUGCCAAUGCCGCGGGCCGCACGUCUGCACGAUCAAAAUUCUGCGAUUUUCAGCUUAAGAGGACGGACCACCUGCCGAGUGUCACAAACGUGCCCUGUAUUAAUCAAUAAAUGUACAACUGCUCAACGAA